AUGGCCACCGAAACAUCAAACGCAGACAGUGAUCAUUCUACCCCGGAACCAUCAAGUGAGGAGGUAUACUCAGUCUUCUCAAAAUCAUCAAAAGCUUGGAUUGCUUUCCUCGUAGGCUUGUCGGGCUUUUUCUCACCACUCAGUGCAAACAUCUAUUUUCCAGCUAUCACACACAUCUCACAAGACCUCCACGUUUCACUUGAGCUCGUGAACCUGACUAUCACGGCCUACUUAAUAUGCCAGUGUAUCACACCGUCUAUUACGGGUGACCUGGCGGAUAUGGUUGGACGGCGACCUGUUUACUUGCUGGUUCUUUCGGUCUAUUUUGGUGCAAAUCUGGGACUGAGCAUACAGAAGACCUAUGUAGGACUGCUCGUAUUGCGAAUGAUACAAAGCAUGGGUGCUUCUGGGACAAUAGCCUUAUGUCUUAGUGUCAUACACGACAUAGCUGCGCCACAUGAGAGAGGCAAAUAUAUGGGAGCAGCGAUGACUGGACCGAAUGCAGCCCCAAGCAUUGGGCCUGUGCUUGGGGGUGUCUUAGUAGAGAAAGCAGGGUGGCAAUGGAUAUUCCGCUUCCUCGCGAUUCUCUCGGGACUCAACCUUGUUCUCAUGGCCAUAUCCUUCCCAGAGACUGGCCGCGCUAUGGUCGGAAACGGUUCUCUGCCUGCAAGUGGAAUCAACCGCAGCUUGCUUUCUUGCAUUCUGCCACAAUACCAGACGAGUGAAAUCACGACAACCGCUGGUCAGAAGCCGAAAUUACGAAUACCAAAUCCACUGAUCGCCCUUAAAAUACUGUUUAAGAAGGAUGUGGCACUGCUGAUGUAUGCAAAUGGUGUCUUUUACAUGAACUACCAAUGCUCUCAAUCCUCGCUUUCAUCAUUAUUUAUGACCACUUACGGUCUCAAUGCUCUUCAAGCUGGACUUUGCUAUCUACCAUGGCUCAGCAAUCUUUGCUCCUCUAUUGACAAGUCAGGCAUGGUCAUUGACCGAGACUACCGCAUCACUGCUGCAGCGGUCGGUUUCACCAUAAACAAGAAGAAAGGGGAUGACCUCAGCAGCUUCCCCAUCGAGAAGGCAAGGUUGAGGAGUAUUUGGUACUUCAUGGGGCUCCUGAUCAUGUGCACUGUGGGCUAUGGUUGGUCCAUCCAAGCUAAAACAAAUAUGGCUGUUCCUUUGGUGCUUCAGUUCCUGAGUGGAAUAGGUGUCACCGGUACGUUCAAUCUACGGCGAGUGCCACCAUAA
Diaporthe amygdali is the source of this 1242-nucleotide messenger RNA. Its product is annotated as chloramphenicol resistance protein. Gene Ontology annotation, biological process: transmembrane transport. Gene Ontology annotation, molecular function: transmembrane transporter activity. Bases 1 to 1242 code for a protein of 413 amino acids. Lineage: Eukaryota; Fungi; Ascomycota; Sordariomycetes; Diaporthales; Diaporthaceae. The transcript is spliced from 5 exons. The record is from RefSeq and is a predicted model, not a curated record.